UUUUUCACACUCAUUUCACACACACGCAUACAUGCACACUUAUAAUUGGGCUUUAGCCGAUCAAUCGAUGACGUCGAUCAGUAGGCCUACAUGUAUGAUGAACUAUGGAUGCAGUGAAAACAUGUCAGCCUAUACGUCAAUACACUGUCGGCUAGACUAGAGGCAGCGUAGGCACUUAUCCCUAGAUUAAGGGAGGUCGGCGAGAGAGAGAUAACAGCUUAUUAACAUGCACAAUAUAUCAGACAAGGAAUGCAUAUAACAUGAGGCCCGGCGUGGGGUAAAUACGGAAAUUUGUAAACAACUCUCCUGCCUUCAAACAGUUUAAUUAUAAAUCGACAAGGAUUUCCUACCCGAAACCACAGGCAUUCAUUUCUGGAUCGAGGGGUAUCGGGGAGGAGAAAAAAGUAUGACAAUUUGAAAACAACUCUCCUGUCUAUAUUUGCUUAGUUUGUUUUGAUCACAAGCCGAAAUUAAAAAUGUAAUUUGCGAGCGUCAUGAAAGGAGUGAAAACACUCCUGCCUUCAAAUGUUUUAUUUCAAAACGAUUUGGUUCACGAUUUUAUGUCAUGAUUGCCCAAAGCCCAUAUUUCACUACAUGUCACGAUUAAUACAUCUUUCUUUGCAACAAAAUAGACAUCAAUCCAGCAGUUAUAACGAACUGGUUAACAGAAGUGACGUCAUUAUCGUUUUCAGAAUCAAUUUUGCGUUAGGUUUGUCCUCCAACAGUAAAAAAACUAUAAAGUAAUUACACUCUGUCUGCAGCAAUUAAUAUGUUGCUAAGCCGAAAUAGGAUUGGGUUGAAUACAUUCGUUCCUUGUGUCUAUCUUCCAAUCAGCCCAAAUCCGCGUCUGGCUAGUUCUACAGGCAAUAUAUCGGUUCAUAUAUAUAAGAGAUGAACACAAUUAGAAAUAAACGUUGGGACAUUCUUGAUGCAGGUACGUACUGAUUUGAAGGCAGUAGAUCUGGAGCUGUUUACAAUCGCAUUUUUACCCCACGCCGGGCCUCAUGUUGUAUAAUUUAAUGCAUAUCCAGUCAUGAAGUGCAAAACCUUGUCUAGACAUUAUACAUGUACACGAACCCCUUUCUCCUCCCUGAUCUCACUCAAUCCACGCUAGAUACCGAUCGACCUUAAGAGAAAGUCUUUCUAGCCGAGUAAGUAGGAAUCGGAUAAUAUCUAUCAACGACAAUAAUACAAAUUUCAAAAGGCCGAUGAAAGCUUAACAAAAUCUCAAUCAUCAUGGUCAAUUUGCAUCCGCAUCAACCUUAUCACAUGAGCUUAAUAUUUAUGAUAUUUUAUCGUACGACAAAACCUAGUCGUCAUACAAUACAAUAACUUAAAUCUUUUACUAAAAUUAUGUAUUGAUCGAAACGAGCUCAUGAGCUGCAUACUUAACUCUAAUGCCUAUUUAUGGAACAAAGCGACAGCCUAUCUAUCGGUGUACUAAAUGCGUGAAGAAAUAUAGAGUGUAAUCUACAGCUUGGUGCACUUGGUAGAUGCUCUAGUUAUUUCACACCGUCUGUGUUCUUUACAUUUAUUGAAAAAUACACUACGAUACAAACGUGUAUGUUAUUGACUGAAAAUAAACAACUUUAUCUUACACUUAUAUGGAAUCCGUGAUUUUACCAGAUCAACUCCCCAUUCUUUGGUUUACGUUUGUUUAACCCCCAUCAAGUUCUCGAAAACUUCACUUUCGGUCUACAUGAUCUAAAAAAUGAACUUUCCUACUUCUAUCCAGUUGGACUCCUUUUCCUAUUCCAUUUUUAUUUGUGACAUGAUUGUAGCAGAAGACGUCUGCUUGUUUAGAGAAAAUGUUAUACUUGUUCUCCGAAACAGUGGCGUUAAUAUGCGCCUAGCUCCGCGCUCUAAUUUCAGGGAAUUUCCUUUUCAUAAUUCAACUGUUCGUUUUAUGCGUUAUUUGGUCUGGGCGUAUCGUCCUUGGUUCCACUUCUGAAAUGAUCAGCGAUGGAAGAUGAAGAAAUAACACCCCUCAUUGACGAUGAAGAGUUUUCAAUCCGUUCCCUGUCACCAGUGCAGACUGAAACUUUACCCCUCCCAUCCGGAAUUGAAUAUCAUCUAUUUGUGUCAUGCCAAGAAGCAGAUGCCAGCAUUGCAAAACAGUUGAUACAUGACCUGGAAACGCGAUUUCAGUUCAGAUGUUUGUAUGGAGACAGGGAUUUCGAGCCGGGCAAAAGAAUUUUGACAAAUGUUGUGGAAAGUGUUGCGAAAUGCAUGAAAUUUCUGCUUAUUCUAACGCCAGCAUAUUUAGAAAGCGGCUUUUGUAAAGUAGAAAUGCAACAGGCAUGCCACCAUUUUGUGCGUAACAAUAUGGAAGGGUGCAUGGUGUGUCUUAAACUGGUGGAUUGCGAAGUACCCCAUGAAAUAGCUGACGUCACAUAUAUAGACGGAUAUGACAUGUCAAUGAAAUACAUUGCACGGAGGGUUUUGGACGCCUUCCACAAAAAUGAAACGUGCACACUGCUAAGUCGCAACACAAAUGGAAUGGAAUUACUAUAUAGCAGUGUUACGAAAAGCAACAAAAGUCGAUGGAUCGGAAGUCGAUAUCAUUUCGACGAAAUUCCAUUGAGCAGAGGUGAUUGCAAUGUACAUGAGGAUGGAAUUGUUCUGUUCCGGAAUAUCAAAGACGAAAUCAACACAUUUUGGUGGGUGAGAUUUCUGGGUAGUUUGUGUUCAAAACGACUCAUGUGCUUUCUACCAUGUGGUUUAUUCUGUUGUACAAUGCUUAGCUCCUUCGCAGAAUCUAUUUUCCGCAGAGAAAAUGUGCCUGGAAAUUUCAACUUAGCGGUUGGUCUAGCAAGCCUGGGCUUGAUUUAUUUGACUGUAUUAGGAUGUGUCCUGAUACAUAUAGCAACGAAUUCUUUAGACCGAUAUCUAAGGAAACACAUCAAGGAUAAAACUCUUUGUGGGACGAACUUCUUUGUGAUUAGGAAACGAGUUGUAGAUCCAAGUGGAACUUUGACGCCUUUGGUGAAAUAUCGGCGUUAAUUAUCCUUGUACCUGUCUUUAAUCAAAUACAACACGGCUCCUUGUCAGCGUUUCAUGGAGAACCAACUGACAGAGCUAUGUCGAACACAAAUAUCUGCUGACGAGAUCAAGGAAAGGAGUGAUAGUUUUAUACUGGAAGCGAUUUGGACAUACUACAAUGAUCCGGUGACUAUUCCAAAGGAAGGCCUGCCUCGCCACUCAACCUAUAACGGAGUAAACUGUUUGUGCCAACUUGUUGAAUUAAGUACGAUGUACAGAAACUUUACAGCAAGGAUCCAACUAAAAAACAUGGAAUGCUGAUCAAUAACCUUCUGUCAAAGAUUCCAGAAAAACUGAACGCUUUACAGUUAGGCUUUUGCCUACAACAAACUAAAACAUAACAUUAUUUGACAUAGCAUUGAAAACAAGUAUUUCUGUUUGGGAAAAUCAUACAAGGAAACUGAUUGAUUAAUAAGUGAAUAAGGAACUUACAUUGUAUUUCUCAAAGCACGUGAAAAAUAAAAUGCCGACCGUUUUGUGUUAUCUGAUCAAGAAGGUGCCCACAGUCCAUGUAUUUUGUGUAAUUCUGUUAAGAAAUUGUAUUUAUUAUAUAUUUUACUUAUGAUAUAGGAAGUUUGUGUUAGUAAAGGGAACGUAGAUAUCAAAUCCCGACAUUAAAAGCAGAACGUUGAAGAGUUAGAGGCAAUACCAGUACAAUAUAAACAAUAAAAUGUAUGUAAAACGUAUAUUGAAUGAACACGAAAAAGGUUGCGAAAGGAUAAAGGUAGUCCAAAUAUGAUGACGUGACUUAUCACGUUAUAACGGAACGUAAUAGCAUUUUAAUUAUAUUCAAAAUUCAGCUCCUAAACAUUUCCGUGGUAUUGGAAUUUACACUAGCUAUGCCCUAGGCAUUUGAUUAAGAAAAAUAGACGUAUUUUCACCAUGUUUACUUAAUAAUGACUAUUACACAGUAAAACUUCAUUAAACUGCCAGAAUUUGUCCAGAGAAAAUUAAGCGUUAUAAAGUGGUUUGGUGAUAAUUUGAGGGAAAUAGUAAAGGAGCAAAAGACACAUAUUCAGUAUUAAUCAAAAACAAUGUUCAACCUACUGCUCAAAGAAAAUGGAUCUUAAAUGAUAAUAUAGAUGAUGAAACAAGGAAAGAAAUAUGAAUGUCCUUUAAAAUCCACCACUAACUCCAAACUACAGUGGUAACAGAACAGAAUAAACCAAAGAAUCCUCACUACAAACACAUGUUUAUUCAAAAUUGGCAAAUCACACAAUUACCUUUGCACUUUCUGUAAAAUUCACCCUGAGGUUGAUGGCUAAUUGACGAGCUGAAAACAAAUAUUAUAACUAAAAACCUUACAUUAAGAUUCGAUAAACAAGAACUCACUUUUGGUAAACAUACAUAUACACAUUCAACGUUUUAUUUAGAAAACAUCAUAAUACUACUUAUAAAAUAAUACAUAUAUAAAGCUAAAUGCCUAGAAAUAGACCUUAAUCUGACUAAUCUCUAAAACCAUAUGAAAUUUGCAUUAAAAGCACAAAAGAUCCUUGUGUCUAAACAGAAUAAAUAAAUAAAUAAGGAUGAGUUAUCAAAAAGAUAACUGGAUGCAGUUAUAAAUGACUUAUCAUGACAUAUUUGUUCUAUACAUAUAUAUCACAUAUUCAUUCCAAACAUAUAUACGUCUAUUGUACUAAAUCAUCUCCUCACUGUAAUAAUAAUCAUCAACUUUCUCAUACAUUCUAAUUCGCUAGGCUUCACUAAAAAUAAAAUGACCUAGGAUUUGCUACCCCAUCCCCUGUAAUGUAUUGUGUUUUGUUUAGUUUUUUGUUUUUGUUACGGUUUAUUUGUUACAGUUUAUUUGUUUAUACUCUUGU
Molecule: messenger RNA, 4862 nt
Organism: Mizuhopecten yessoensis (Yesso scallop)
Lineage: Eukaryota; Metazoa; Mollusca; Bivalvia; Pectinida; Pectinidae
Exons: 10
Coding region: 1963-3003 (346 amino acids)
Biological process (GO): signal transduction
Source: RefSeq, a predicted model, not a curated record